CUUCGCUCCUGAAUGAUUUACCCACAAGAUCUGCAUUUCGGGAGCACUGAUCAGCAUGACUCCGGUUUGGAAAAGAGGAUCAGGCGUUGGUUUGCAGAACUGAACCAGUAAUAUCUGCAGGCUAAGAGUGAUCCACAGAAAUCUAGAAGCUGAAGCUUGCUUUUAAGCUGGGAUUUGAAUGUUUAGCUGACUGGAUCAAGAGGGAGCAGAGAGGGUUAAAGGCAAGUGUGGAGGAAAAAAAUAAAAAAACAAGAUCUGGGAUUACAGCAUGGAAGAAAAUGAUCAGAACCACAGGGAAGUGGACCAACAGCAGGAGUCAGGAGAGGAGCCCAACAGGGUGAUUCUACCCCUACACCAGGCUCCUGGAAACCACCAGCCUCAUCACAGGAUCACCAACUUCUUCAUUGAUAAUAUUCUACGGCCGGAAUUCGGGAGAAGGAAAGAAGGGACAACCCAACAGGAUGAGCUUUUCUCGGUCAGGGACAGUGUGACUCGCUCUGGGGUAGAUUCUGGACAGCACAGAGCUAGUAGUGUUACUGAUGGAGAAGGGGUCUCCAAAACCAUUACUGCCACUGGAGAUAAGAAAUGUGAGGGGAGCAUUGAUGGAGCUCUUAAAUCUAGAGGACAUAGUGGAGAUCUUUCCUUGAGCUCAGACUCUGACAGUUCCCAAGCCAGCUCUAACAACCACCAACAGCCAAUGUUGUGGCCAGCCUGGGUCUACUGCACCAGGUACUCAGACAGACCUUCAUCAGGUCCAAGGUCUCGUAAACCAAAGAAGAAAGCAGUAAAUAAGGAGGACAAAAGACCAAGAACAGCCUUCACUGCGGAUCAACUGCAGAGGCUAAAGGCUGAGUUUCAAACAAACAGGUAUCUGACCGAGCAAAGGAGGCAAAGUUUGGCUCAGGAACUGAAUCUAAACGAAUCUCAGAUCAAAAUCUGGUUUCAGAACAAAAGAGCUAAAAUUAAGAAAGCCACAGGAAGCAAGAAUUCCUUAGCAUUACAUCUGAUGGCACAAGGACUCUACAACCACUCCACCACUUCAAAGGACAGCAAAUCAGACAGCGAAUAGAAGGGGUAAUAGUGAUGCAAAUGUCUUAAAAAUGCAAUAAUUUAAAAGAAAGUUUUUAAUUUACAACAAAAAAAAACUUAAAGGGCCAGUGAAUAAAGAAUUAAACCAGCAUUGUGCUACAAAAUGUGUACUGGGGUAAAUAUUAUGUGUAAAUAUUAUUAUUAUAUACAGGCAGACACAAUUCCAAAAUAAUCAAUCCUAUUGAACUAUUUUUUGUUGUUUUGUGAUUUUUUUUUUCUAGAGGCUACCAAUUAUUUUCUGUUUAGACCUUAUUUUAUACUGAGUGAUAUUAAUGGAUGUUUGGACGUUGAGAAAACGUGAGAACAUUGAAAUUUAAACAACUUUUGCUAAAGUCCAAAGAUUUAUUGCUGCACUUCGCACUACUGUGAAUUUAAUAAAUUGUUAAUAUUUGUUCUUUGUUUCUCUUAUGUUAUAAUUUUCUUUUUUGUUUUUUAUCUUAAUAUGAAAGCAGGAACGGUGGGGAUUUGCAUUUUGACAUGCACAUUAACCAUUUCAGUGCUUCAGUGGGAGUUCCUUACUCCUAUAGUACUUAAACGGUUAAUUUCAUCAUCUUCAUAUUUUAAUUAAAAAAUAAUGUCUUUAUGGUUCUGUAAAGUGCUGCAGAAUUCGGUUUAUUUAUAAGCGAAUGUAAUAUACAGUUUUGCACUUAGAGUUGUUUUUUUUUUCUUUUUAAUGUCCUGUGGAUUUUCCAAUCUCUGCAUCUAGGAUGAGAUCUGUGGGGGUUAAUAUACAGUUAUGAAUUUCUAAAACUCUAAAUACAUGUCAUUAUUUCUCUUCAAAGCCCAAUUUUAUAUGUCUGAUUUCCAUAAGAAGUGUGUUGGCUGAGAGUUGCCUUGAUGGUCAGGGAAAUUUAGGAAAUCACUUUCUUGAUCUUGGUGAAGGUUCAACAUGUUGAUAUUUUUGUGACUAGUGACGUUUUUAGAUAUAAUUAUUAAGUACGAAAGUAAAGCAAAUGGUCAAAUAUCUGGAUAAUAGAGAGCUGCAGAGCGAAAUGCAUUGUGUAUCUCUCUGGCUCUGAAAUAAUUGUGUCCUUUUUUUAAAUACCCUGAAAUACCCUAUUUUUGCCCCACUCCUUCCUUUGGGAUAUAUGACACCCAAUGAAAGUUUAAUUUAGGCUCCUCUAUUUGCUUGUCCAAGUUCCUUAACCCAAAAAGUUCCAAAACACCCUUUCGCACUAUCUUUGCCGUUUCCCAUAAAGAGUUCAUGGCGAUUAAAUGCCUAAAACAUUUCGUUUUAAGUCAUCCCAA
Molecule: messenger RNA, 2337 nt
Organism: Spea bombifrons (plains spadefoot toad)
Lineage: Eukaryota; Metazoa; Chordata; Amphibia; Anura; Pelobatidae
Gene: EN2
Product: engrailed homeobox 2
Exons: 2
Coding region: 269-1069 (266 amino acids)
Biological process (GO): regulation of transcription by RNA polymerase II; multicellular organism development; neuron differentiation
Cellular component (GO): nucleus
Molecular function (GO): DNA-binding transcription factor activity, RNA polymerase II-specific; RNA polymerase II cis-regulatory region sequence-specific DNA binding
Source: RefSeq, a predicted model, not a curated record